Messenger RNA from Haliotis rubra (blacklip abalone), 2115 nucleotides. RefSeq names its product autophagy protein 5-like. NCBI's taxonomy places the organism in Eukaryota, Metazoa, Mollusca, Gastropoda, Lepetellida, Haliotidae. Gene Ontology annotation, cellular component: Atg12-Atg5-Atg16 complex; cytoplasm; phagophore assembly site membrane. Gene Ontology annotation, biological process: C-terminal protein lipidation; nucleophagy; autophagosome assembly. The record is from RefSeq and is a predicted model, not a curated record.
GAGUUCAUUCCCCUUGUAAGUGAGGAAGUCGACCGACCAAUGUUUCUGAUUUCGCACAUAAAUCGUGAAUGUUGUCAGUUAUCUUAAUGCAAAUCCUGUGUCGGUCCAUAUAGAGUCCAGAUAAAGACUUGGACUUUUAAAAGGCUCCUCGUCGGUGGAAGGAAUUUGAAGAGGAGAAAUAUGGCUGAAGACCGAGAGAUUCUCCGCGAGGUCUGGGAAGGACGAAUCCCAGUGUGUUUUGCCCUAGCUUCAGAAGAAAUUGAAACUGUUGAACAGCCUGAUCCCUAUUAUUUGUUGGUGCCCCGACAGAGUUAUUUCCCCUUAGUGACUGACAAGGUACAGAAACACUUCCUGAAGAGUGUGGAAGCUGAAAACCAGGGGGAGAUGUGGCUGGAGUUCGAAGGUCAGCCACUCAAAUGGCACUACCCCAUUGGAGUGUUGUUUGAUCUCUAUGGAUCAGGGACAAGCUUGCCAUGGAAUGUAACAGUCCACUUUCAGCACUUCCCUGAGGAUGAGCUGCUGCACUGUCCCAACAAGGAGGCUGUCGAGUCUCACUUCAUGUCAGUGGUGAAGGAGGCAGACGCCCUCAAACAUCGCAGCCAGGUGGUCAAUAACAUGCAGAAGAAGGACCACAAACAGCUGUGGACAGGACUUCAGAACGACAAGUUUGAGCAGUUCUGGUCUGUGAACAAGAGGCUGAUGGAGACUACUGUAGAAGACUCCUUCAAAUACAUUCCUUACAGAAUAUACCUGCCUGACCAACCACUUAUACAAAGGUUGUUUCGACCAGUCAAUGAAAUGGGGGAGACUGAAACGUUGGGGACGCUGCUGGACAUGUCGCUGCCCAGUGACACCAAAGAAGAUCUAGAAAAUGUGCAUGUACUGAUCCAGGGAAUAGAGCCAUCGUUGGACACCCCCAUCUUGUGGCUGAGUGAGCACUGCAGCUAUCCUGACAACUUCUUACAUAUAUGUGUUGUUCUCAAGCGUUUAGUGCAGAGCUAGCACUAACAUACAGUGUGACUGUAAAGCUGUGUAUAGCUUUCACAAUGAGUGGACAGGAGAACAGUACGUUCAUGUUUUAAAUCGGGAGGUGUUCCACCAGACAGGUGUUCUGUCAUCCAAAUGAUAAUGUCUUGUAUUAUCGUUUUUCAAAUCCAUGUUUGAUGAUUGAUACUGUAACCAUGGUAACCAGGAAUUUGUGUCAGGAAAUCCAUGAUCACUGGAUAAUGAAAAAUCAUAGAUAAAAUCAAAGCAUAGAUUAGAGAUAAUAAUUCAUGACUGGAUUUUCAUCCUGGUCCAACAUGCCCCGCCUCAACAUCAUAGAGUCCCCAGGUAAAUACAGGGGAAAGAAAAUUGUGUUCAGUGUUUCAGUUUUAUUUAUAUUUUAUUUAUUCCACAAAAAUGACCUGCUUCCGAGUUGCCAUCGACCUAUGUGGUCGACCAUUACUCCUCCCUGUAUGAACAGGCGUCCAGGAUUCACUGUGGUAAGCACACUGACCAACUUCAGGAUAAACCAGUAAGCACUCUUCUUAAGCAUCCCUACAAAGACUGCAAAAUUGCAUGACAGUCCAUAUAUUCUUGUGUAUAUUACAUAAUGUUUUCGCAGAACAGGGCAUUACAGAAAUAGUAGAUGAUUUCCCUGUUACUGUUAUCCCAACUAGUUUGAAACCUUUGAAUGUAAUUCUGGCAAUUAGUUCAUUGUGGACUUAAAGAUUGUGAUAUAUACAUGUAUCAUGAGUUUUUGGAUCUGAAAAGAGGAGCCUUGUUGCCCCAGACUGUAUGUGUGUCAGACAGACUGCCUAUAUACAGCUGCUUGUCAUCAUCUUGUAGAGAUUAACAGAAACCAUUUACUACAGCAGCUACUUUACUGAGUUGGCAAAAAGACCUGACUGUACCCUAGUGGGGACGUGAGCUAGAAUGUCACCACCACCCUACUGCAAGUCAUGUCCCGUGGGCAUGGUUCAUAGUUCAUGCUUUAAGUAACCACAUUUGUUUAGUCAAAAAUGAAUAUUUACUAGAGGUGUGAUGAUACAGAAAUUUCACGAUAUGAUACGUAUCGCGAUAUCUUGGAACGAUACGAUUCGAUUCGAUGCAUAUCACGAUAUGCUUUCUUUA